CACACACACACACACGCGCGCGCACUCACACACUCUCUCUCUCUCUCACACACACACACACACACACACUCCGGCCUUCUGGCCUCUUCACAUUCCCUGCAGCUCGGUGAAGGUUCACACACGGCGUGUUUUGGGGUUUUGUCCGGUUUCCGGUUUGGUGAGGAGUUUUUCCGGGACUGCGGCGCGCGUGCACACUGUGCAGAGCGGAAACACAACAACAACAACAACAACAACAUCAUCAACACUAUCAUCAUCAUCAUCACCAGCAUCAGAAGCAGCAGCAGUGUUGGUGCUGGAGAUGCCGCAGGCUGAAGGACAGAAACUCAGUUCAGGAAUAAACACUAACAUGGAGCUGAAAUCUACAACCCAGGAGCUUCCGAGGAACUGAGAACAUCUACACCUCACUUCCAUCUAAUUUACAUACAGCUACAGCUUCACACCUCCAGCCCUGCGUCGGCGUGUCUGCGUCCUGAGCGCUGUUUCUCGGUGAAAGCCCCGCGGCCGGGUCAGGAUGCGGAGCAGCGAGGAGGCGGAAGGUUUUGACGGCGAGGCCUCCAACACGGCGAUGGUGUCGGGGACGAGCAGCCCGUAUCAGCCCACCACGGAGCCCGUCCUCUCCCGGAGUGUGUUCAGGAGCAUGAGCUGGAACACACACUACCUCACGUCACAGCUCGGCAUCCUGAAGAUCAUCGAAGCGGUUCUGUCCCUCAUUGCGUUUAUCUGCAUUGAGACGGUGAUGAUGUGUUCUCCCUGCGCUGGAGUUUAUCUGUUUGAGUUUGUGAGCUGCAGCUCCUUCGUGGUGACGGGACUCUUACUGCUGCUCUUCAUCCUCAACCUCCACAGCAAAGUCACACAGAUCAACUGGAGCUUAGUGGACCUGAUUAACGCUGCGUGCUGCACGCUGUUCUUCUUCAUCGCCUCCGUGGUGUUAGCGGCGCUCAGUCACAAGAGUGAAGCAGAAAUCGCUGCCGUGAUCUUCGGCUUCGUGGUGAUGUUGGUGUACGGUGUGAACACGGGUGUGUGUGUGAGACGGUGGCGUUUAGGAGACCAGCGCCCCCUACAGACCAGCGAAUACACACGCGCCAGGACGGCCUCGCGCGGCGAAGUGGAGACACGACCCGAAUAACACACACUAAACACACACACUAAACACAUGCACACAAUAAACACACACUAAACACACACACAAUAAACACACACUAAACACAUGCACUAAACACACACACUAAACACACACAAUAAACACAGACACACACACUAAAUACACACACACAAUAAACACACACUAAACACAUGCACACACUAAACACAGACACAUACACACUAAACACACACACAAUAAACACACACACACAAAACACACACAAAACACACACACACAAUAAACACACACUAAACACAGACACAUACACACUAAACACACACACACACACUUCAGACGAUGUGGUACUUGAUGUGUAUAUUUAGGGUUAAUUAUGAAGUUGUAUAAUCACUGUACUACUUUAUUAUCAUACUGGUGUAUAUAAACUACACACACUACACACAUUACACACACACUAAACACACACUAAACACAUUACACACACUACACACAUUACACACACGUUACACACACACUAAACACAUUACACACACUACACACAUUACACACAAACUACACGACUACACACUACCUUUUACAUACUACACACCCUUUGCACAAUACAUACAAAUUACACACUUUACACAAAACAAACUGCACACUACACAACCUACACACAAACAGUAUACAAACUACACACUCUAAACUACACACUCUAAACUACACACUACACAGAGUUGAUAUGAAGGUUAAAUCGGGACCAAAUGUGUUUUAUAACUGAUUUAUAAACAUUAAUGUGGUACUAAUUCUGAAGGGGUUUGUGUAUUUGUGUAUAUGUGUGUGUAUGUGUGUGUGUGUGUGUACUUCAUCACAAAAUGUAUUAUUUUAUAUAUUUCUGAGUUUUAAAUUCUGCUUUUAUUGUGUUCCAUUUCUGUAGUUAGCCAUUUACAGUUGCUAGUGUUUCAGCUAGCUCUGAGCAUCCGCGCUAGGCGCUAGUGUUUCAGCUAGCUCUGAGCAUCCGCGCUAGGCGCUAGUGUUUCAGCUAGCUCUGAGCAUCCGCGCUAGGCGCUAGUGUUUGAUUCACCAGCACUUACUAUUACUCGUGAUUACCUGCUAGUCGCUACUGUGUGGGAUAAUUUCUGUGCUAUUAAGGGCUAGUUGCUAGUGUUUAGGCUAGUUACUCACACUUGGGCUAUUAGCUAGCAUUUGUUCCAGUCACUAGCAUUAGUGAUUAAUCAUGAACCACUGGGUGAUUUGGGCUACUUGCUCAUGUAUCAGCUAGUUACUAGUGUUUGUGCAAGUUUGUAGUAGUUGUACCAGUCUCUAGCGUUUUAGCUUAGUCAUGAUCAUCAGUGAUGAUGUCAUUAGCAUUUCAUUAGCUAGGGUAGUGAGGGAUAGUGAGGGUUAGUGAGGAUUAGUGAGAGGGUAGAGAGGGUUAGUGAGGGAUAGUGAGUGGGUUAGUGAGGGUAGUGAGGGAUAGUGAGGAUUAGUGAGAGGGUAGAGAGGGUUAGUUAGGGUUAGUGAGAGGGUAGUGAGGGGUAGUGAGGGUUAGUGAGAGGGUAGAGAGGGUUACUGAGGGAUAGUGAGUGGGUUAGUGAGGGUAGUGAGGGAUAGUGAGGGUUAGUGAGUGGGUAGUGAGGGUUAGUUAGGGUUAGUGAGAGGGUAGUGAGGGUUAGUGAGUGGGUAGUGAGGGUUAGUGAGUGGGUAGUGAGUGGGUUAGUGAGAGGGUAGUGAGGGUUAGUGAGGGAUAGUGAGUGGGUAGUGAGGGUUAGUGAGGGAUAGUGAGUGGGUAGUGAGGGAUAGUGAGUGGGUUAGUGAGAGGGUAGUGAGGGUUAGUGAGGGUUAGUGAGUGGGUAGUGAGAAGGCAGUGAGGGUUAGUGAGUGGGUAGUGAGGGUUAGUGAGUGGGUAGUGAGAAGGCAGUGAGGGUUAGUGAGUGGGUAGUUAGCCUUUGUGCUAGUCACUGUUUUGGAGUUGAGCAAUUUUAGGGUUUGGGCUAGCUAAUAGCAUUUGUGAGUUUCUAGCCACUAGCAUUUGGGCUAAUCUCACACAUUAACAAUAAUGAAUACAGAAAUAAAAAAGAAAUAAAACUCUGUGAUGUCGGUAAAUAAUUUAAUAACCAACUGAAACCGGUUUUGUUUUUGGGGUUUUGUUUUGUUUGUUUGAUUUUUUAUUCUGAUAUUUAGACCAGACUCUGUAAAAGCUCUUUAACUGUAGUGUGUUAUUUUCUCUUUAAAAUGUUCUUUUGGUACUAACUGUAUAUUUUACAUCGAGUGUGUGUGUGUGUGUGUGUAUGUGAGAAGGUGAUUUCAGUGUAUUUAUACGUUUGAUUUAUUCUGUGGUGUGUUUGUGUGAUAACGUCAGUGUUGCAGUGUUUUAUUUACUCCUCUAAUGCGCACUACGUUGCAGUCUUCUGUCCCCUUAUACACGGUUUUAGAGAUUUUAAAGCAAUAACAUUUACUUUAAAAUGACUCAAUCUGUCUCUCUGCACCUCGGCGCUAAUUCACGCUGAACGUUAUCUCUGUGAUAGAAAACAAAAUUAUUUUGGAAAAGUAAAAAGUAAUAUUUUACCAAACAGCAUGUAAUAGAUUUAAAGUGAAGCUUUGAUGCUAAUAAAUGAGUCUCAGAUGGAGUGUAUUGCGCUAGUCGCUAAUGAUCACGGUUAUUAUUUUAUCAGCUAGUGUUUGCUUGCUAACAUUUGUGCUGUUAGUGUCUGGAUUAGUCAGUAGCAUUUGUGUUUAGCCGGCUAUACAUCGAGAAAUGGGCGGAGCCAUCAUGUUAGCGGAAAUAUCCAAAAUAGUUGAAAGUGAUGCUAAUUAGGAGUGAGAAUCUGUUAGCAUUCUGGUCACUUGCUAGCAUUUUUGCUGAGUCAUUAUCAUCAGGGCUAGUCGCUAGCACUUAAACUAGCUACUAGCAUUUGAGUGGUUUGCUAGCAUUUGAGCUAUUUUAACAUAAAUUGAGAUAAACUGAAAAUAAAAAUGAAAUAAAAUUCAAUGAAAUGAAAAACAACAUGAGAUAAAAAAAAAGAUGAUUUAAAAUCUUAUACUUUAAUGUUUGAUUUCUGCACUACAGACAUUCAGGUACUACAGAGUGUGUAGCGUGAGUGUGUAGUGUGAGUGUGUAGUGUGAGUGUGUAGUGUGAGUGUGUAGUGUGUAGUGUGAGUGUGUAGUGUGAGUGUGUAGUGUAAGUGUGUGAUUUGAGAUGGAGCCUGAAUUCAGCGUAACUCUGUAAUAAUUUAAAUAUUUUAAGGAACACUGUGUGAAUAUUUUGAAGGACAAUCGAACUGUUUUAAUGAAGGUUUCAUUUUUCUACAGCAACACUGUGUGUGUGUGUGUGUGAUUUUAUCUCUUGUGCUUUAUACUCUGUAAUGAAACACUCCUUCUCUACUUUGAGGUGUUAUAAUAAUGAUAAAUUAAUAUCUGAUUGUAAUUUUAUGGUUGAUUAUUUAUCCCUUUUUAGUCGAUGUCUGAACUCGGAGGUUUAAUAAUCCGACACUGUGAUGGUUUAAACAGGAACACAGCCGCUCUCAGAUCUGUAUUUUUCUAUUUAUGGAGCUGUGUGUCGAUUUACAGAAACUCAUUUUACAGAAACUCUGUGUUCAUUUGUGAAAUGAAUAAAUUUGGACUGAACGCA
This is a messenger RNA of Pangasianodon hypophthalmus (striped catfish), 4713 nucleotides long. RefSeq names its product CKLF-like MARVEL transmembrane domain containing 4 (gene cmtm4). Gene Ontology annotation, cellular component: membrane. The coding region runs from base 512 to 1126 and encodes 204 amino acids. The record is from RefSeq and is a predicted model, not a curated record. NCBI's taxonomy places the organism in Eukaryota, Metazoa, Chordata, Actinopteri, Siluriformes, Pangasiidae. The transcript is spliced from 5 exons.